GACAUCUACGUCGACAUGGAGUAUACGGACCUACCUCGCCUGAUCAAGGUGCUCUCAGCGCCGUACCAUCUGCCACAUUCGCUCCGGGUGCGAAACCUCUUUCUCGCUCCGUUGAUCGAGCGAGACAUCCAUCCGAUCGACCCAGAGACAUGCUGGAAAGCCUGGACAGAUCACCAUGGGGAACGGAGCCUGAUCCGGCUCUAUGGCGACUUGCCUCCCGAAGGCCAGGAGGACGAUCCUGAGGCCCUUUUCGGGAUUCUGGUGAUGUCGAACGGACUACGAAUGGUGGACGACACCCCUUGCGUCGACCUAUACGUGUCACACGAGCCCUUGGUCAAGUCGAGCUCGCUGGAAGGACACGUACCGCCUCCGACGGGAGAGAGCGCAGCACUAUUUACCCGGAUGUUCGAAGAAGGUAUCCUACCGACUCUCUCACUAUGGCGGAAGACGAAAGCUAUAUAUUUCGGCAUCGAUCGCUGCUGGGUACCUCUAUCUGGCAAAAAGAUCAUCUACGACGGCAGUUGUACCAGGAUGGUGAAGAGGCUUGAUGUGACCGCUGCCAAUCAAGAAAUCCAGGCUCCUGCGGGAUACCGCGUAAGGAGAGCUACGGCAGAAGAUUGUGAUACCAUCGUUGCCUUGAGCUCUCACCCUCGACCUCUGGCCUAUUACGUAUCAAGAAUCCAUUUCUCAGUUACUGUAAUAGACGAGGCUACCGACGAGUUGGCCGCUUGGGCCCUGACUCACGAUGACCUAUCCAUCGGGUCGUUGCACACCGUCGAAGGUCAUCGCAAAAAAGGACUGGCUCAGCUCGUCGUAGCCGAGCUAUCUAGACAAUUUGCCUCACAAUUCCCACGUCAUCCUCUGCAUUCCGGUUCCGUCUACAUCCAUGCGGACUGUGAAGCGUACAACGUGACGGCAGUCAAGAUGUUUACCAGAGCGGGUUUCGACGAGCAGGUUUUUGUCUCCUGGAUCGGUAUCGAAGUCGGCGACGAAGCAUAGAAUCCAAACACGGCAGACGAAUGGCAUAUGCUUGUACAACAAUAUAGAAAUCACGAAUGACAAGGGUUCAGGAACCU
Molecule: messenger RNA, 1076 nt
Organism: Filobasidium floriforme
Lineage: Eukaryota; Fungi; Basidiomycota; Tremellomycetes; Filobasidiales; Filobasidiaceae
Exons: 3
Coding region: 16-999 (327 amino acids)
Molecular function (GO): acyltransferase activity, transferring groups other than amino-acyl groups
Source: RefSeq, a predicted model, not a curated record